Messenger RNA from Trichoderma atroviride IMI 206040, 1587 nucleotides. NCBI's taxonomy places the organism in Eukaryota, Fungi, Ascomycota, Sordariomycetes, Hypocreales, Hypocreaceae. The record is from RefSeq and is a predicted model, not a curated record.
AUGGAAACUUGUCAGAUUGAGCACGAGCUCUCAGAGCUCCAUGAAAGAAAAGGCACAGACGGCGCAGUAUCGAACUUGGUCGACUCUCCUUAUCCCAAGGCCACAACGAACCCUAUUCUGUCGAAAAGCAACGCUGGCAAAAGACCAGAAUGCUUCAAAAACACUUUUCAAGAGAUUUGUUUCAUCUUCAUGGCCACACUAGCCAUGGCGACGAACAGUCUCGUAACCGGUGCCAUGAUAAUCGUCACAGCUUCGAUCGGAAGAGAUUUGCACAUGACACAAGCUCAAAUCACUUGGAUUAGUGCUGCAACGACUCUUUCUGCAGGAGCUCUCCAGCUGCCUUUAGGCCAGCUCACCGAUCUCCUCGGCCGCAAAGCUUUCUUCAUCGCUGGAAUGGCUGGUUUUAGCGUAAGCAGUCUCAUACUAGGAUUUUCCCGGAAUCCGUUCUGGAUGAACAUUCUGUGUGGUUUUCUUGGCCUCUUCUCUGCUGUGAUUGUACCACCUGCGAUUGGAAUACUUGGUGCGGCAUACUCGGAGCCAUCAAAGCGCAAGAAUUGGGCAUUUGCGUGUUUCAGCGCAGGCAACCCUGUCGGAUUCGGACUCGGUAGUAUCAUUAUGGGAAUAUCUGCCAGAAUAUUUGACUGGCGUGCUGGAUUUUUCUUCUUCACCAUCCUCUGGGGACUCUUGGCCAUCGUUUCAAUCUGGGUUGUGCCUGAUAUCGAAGCUUAUGAGCCUGGACCGUUUGGGAAAAGGUUACGUGCAGGUCUGAAGCAAUUCGAUAUAGUCGGAACAGCUCUGACAAUUGUUGGCGUUGGGCUUUUCACAACAGGCUUGACUCUUGGACCAGGAGACGGCUGGAAAUCUGCUCAUGUUAUUGCAAUGCUAAUUGUCGGCUUCUUCUUACUUGUGGGAUUUGUCAUUUGGGAAAGAAUUUGCCCGAAUCCUUUGAUGCCGCUUCAUAUAUGGAGGGAUAAGGGUUUUUCCUUUUUAAUGCCUGUUUCCAUAUUUGGUGUCAUGGCUAUGCUUUCAUCGAACUUUUGGCUUGCCUUGUUCAUACAAGAAGUUCAUCAUCGUUCCUCUCUGGUAGUUGCUGUACAGCUUUUACCGCAGGUCAUAUCUGCAAUAAUCUCCAAUAUCGUAGCUGCGAAUAUUCUUCACCGAGUCAACAACAGCCUUAUCAUGGCAUUUGGCGCCGCCAUGUAUCUCGUUGCGGACCUGUUACUUGCUUUUCAAAAUCCCUCAGCAACAUAUUGGGCCUUUAUUUUCCCGUCAUUGCUGACAAAUGUUAUGGGACUUGAUCUACAGUUCAAUGUCACCAACAUGUACGUGAUGCAAUCGCUUCCAUCUCACCAACAGUCGUUAGCUGGUGGCAUCUUUAAUAUGUUCAUUCGAUUGGGCACAACUAUCAUUUUUGGAAUGUCCACGGCAGUAUACAGCUCAGUUAAAGAUACACCGGAGGGGGAGGAUAAUGUCUUCAAGCCGUUUCAGAGCGCAUUUUAUGUUUCUCUGGGGUUUGCUGCUCUGGCUUGUUUGUUUGUUCCUUUUCUGCGCAUUGGUACGCAGGGAAAUUCUCCGAAAGAAGAGUAA